ACUGCUGUCACUAUUUUCACAACAUCCUUGGUUAGUGAAACAAACUAUUAUCAGGUGAAAGUAAAUUUUUCAUUUAUAAAAUAGCAAUAAUAACAAAACAAUUAUAAGUGCAUUUAAUAACAUCUUUAGCAAAAAGAUCACAAAGUUCCCGGUGAAAAAACUUAAUAUUUGUUAAUGUACUUACCAUACAAACAUUGAAUAGCUAAAGAAUGACCCAAAUAUAAAAGCAUUUGCUUCGCACGAGUCAGUAGUCAAUGGUUUCCGCCACCAUUCCACAACAUUUUCCUGUGAACUAUUUUGAAUUUUACAACCCCGUUUUUUUUUUGUAUUGGUCACUUGUUGCAAUGGAUAAGGAAAAAAUAAAAUUUAAUCAAGAAGAAAAGCGUUUGCUUAUUGAAUGUAUAAAAGCCUAUCCCAUAAUAUGGGACAAAAACCAUCCAGGCCAUAGUAACCGCAGAUUCAUAAAAUUUGCCUGGAUGAAUGUCGAAAAGCAAAUGAAUAUAAAUGAAUAUGCCUGCCGCGUUGCAUGGAAAAGUAUAUGUGACAGCAGACGCUAUUACAGAAGGAAGGCUAAUAAAUCUGAAUCGCAAAGUUUGCCUGAAGGCGGCUAUUCCUCCGAAGAUGAAUUUGCCAAGCAACCUCCCUUUGAAGAUGAAAUGAAAUUCAUGGAUGAAACAAUAUCUGAAUCAUCAGCAAAUAGGUUGGCGACGCAUUCCAAUAUGAAUGAAAUUUCCACGAAACAGAGUUCAUCACCACAUUCCCCAGGCAUGAGGAUGCAUUCCACAAUGAACGAAAUUUCUCGGAAACAUAGUAUAUCACCAUAUUCCUAUAGAAGCAAUAGCCCGAACUCAUCAACCCAGCAGACAAAUUGCUUGAGUGAAUCUAUGUUUGAUGUAGUUGAAAUUAUGGAGUAUCCAGAACCAAAACUGGAACACAAGUAUUUUCCCGAAAAUCAUGAAGCUCCAAGAAAUGUAGAUAAUGCAUCGCAUCCGUGGAGUGGUAAAACGAAUGGCCUUAAGAAACGUAAAACAGAGGAAACUGAUAAUAAAGCAUUUCUAACUCACCUAGACUCUAUUCUAAACAAACUUACUUUAAGUUCAUCGGAAGGUCUGCAGGCUAAAAUUAUGACCUUAGCAUAUGAAGAACUUGCAAAGCACAGAGGCUCGUAGAGGAAAAAAUCCUUUUGUUACAACAUAUAAUACAACAAAUUAAAUUAUAGUUAAUAAAUAUUUUAAAUUUUAA
Molecule: messenger RNA, 1242 nt
Organism: Stomoxys calcitrans (stable fly)
Lineage: Eukaryota; Metazoa; Arthropoda; Insecta; Diptera; Muscidae
Exons: 6
Coding region: 255-1169 (304 amino acids)
Biological process (GO): regulation of transcription by RNA polymerase II
Cellular component (GO): transcription regulator complex; nucleus
Source: RefSeq, a predicted model, not a curated record